GCCAGUAGUCGGAGUGGAGUCUCACUGCUGCCCUGCCACACCACUACUCCCGGCGGAGGGAGGAGACCUAUGAUAUGAUAUUAUCAUCAUUGACAUCCAUGACAUCUUUCCCCUGGCCCAGCCACAUAUUAUUAUUAUUAUUGUUGUUGUUGUUGUUGUUGUUCUUGUUGUCAGGCAGGACGGAUUCUCUCCCUUCGCAGUGCCCGACUCGCCCAUCAGUCCUCUGCCUCGCGCAGUCCUCUACAACAACCCUCCCCCUGCCGUGCCCACCCGGCCCAGGAACCCAUGAUCCACUACGGCCGCAACCCCCGUUCCCGACGGCCGACGAGGUGAUGGAGCGGGAUUAUUUGUGUCGGGUCUGAUUCAGGUCAGGGCCGGCAUGACAGAUUUAUGAACGGUCGAUUCUGGUGCCCACGGCUCUGGUUGAUGGUUUACGGUUUACGGCUUAUGUCUGAUGUCUUA
This is a messenger RNA of Amorphotheca resinae ATCC 22711, 462 nucleotides long. RefSeq lists its product as hypothetical. The transcript has 2 exons. NCBI's taxonomy places the organism in Eukaryota, Fungi, Ascomycota, Leotiomycetes, Helotiales, Amorphothecaceae. The record is from RefSeq and is a predicted model, not a curated record. The coding region runs from base 75 to 362 and encodes 95 amino acids.